This is a messenger RNA of Trichoderma gamsii, 2787 nucleotides long. RefSeq lists its product as hypothetical. Gene Ontology annotation, cellular component: nucleus. The record is from RefSeq and is a predicted model, not a curated record. Lineage: Eukaryota; Fungi; Ascomycota; Sordariomycetes; Hypocreales; Hypocreaceae. The transcript has 6 exons. The coding region runs from base 1 to 2787 and encodes 928 amino acids. Gene Ontology annotation, molecular function: DNA-binding transcription factor activity, RNA polymerase II-specific; transcription cis-regulatory region binding; zinc ion binding. Gene Ontology annotation, biological process: positive regulation of transcription by RNA polymerase II.
AUGAUGGAAAAGCAAUCUGUGGCAGCAAAGGCCCCUAUGCAUGAACACCAUGGAAAUUCUUCGCUGCAAAAUGACGGAGACAAGGACGAGGCGAAUCGCAAAAAGACAGGCACUACCAGGAAGCGGACCAAGACCGGCUGUCUCACUUGUCGUAGGAGACGCAUUAAAUGCGACGAAGGCAGGCCAAUUUGCAACAACUGCAUCAAGUCGAGACGCGAGUGCGAGGGAUAUAGCCAAAGAGUCAUAUUCAAGGAACCUCUUGGCUCGUUUUCGUCCCCUUUCAGUCAAGGAAUCUACUCCUCUGGCUCAUUGGGCAUCGCAGGUGAUCCGCUGUCCACGCACCCCGGCAGGCAGCCAUCAAGAGGGUUGUUUCCAGCUAUAGCGCCGAGACCUCCCUCCUUUGACCAUCAUCAACAUGGAAUGCCUCUUCAGCCGGUUGUAGCACCAUAUCGGCAUCCAUUUCAUCAAGGAGCAUUGUUACAAAAUGCACCCGCAUACAAUAUGGGUCCUAAUCAAUAUAUGCAGGCUCCCUAUAACACACAGUUCCCUAACCCCCUGCUUGCAGCCGAAGCUAACGGGGGACCUGGCUACUUUGCCACCGCACCUCCCGAGGCCCUUUUUUAUCCGGCCCCAGACCGAACUACAACUCAGGAUGCAAUUACCAGUUUUGGCAGUCUGGAUGGUGACAAUGGACUGAGUAGCCAUCCAGGCGCCGCUGCUGUCCCCCAGCCCCUGAAUAAUCAAUGGGAACCCGAUAUGCUGGAUGAUGAAGCCUCCAUACCUGACUCUGAUGACGAUAUGCCGGAUGUUAGACGAAAUUUGCCACCUAUUAAGAACAUGGUAUCAGAGCACUGGACUUUGAAUGCUGCAGGCGCUAGCAUUUUUUCAGCUUUUGCCCAGAAUGAUGAUGUGUUGGCGUACAUGGAGACUCCCUAUUCUGCUGAAUACUGGGCUAGUGGCCUAAACAUGGUCUUUAUGCACUUUAUCAAUGUCACCGGACCUGGGAUUUCAAUCUUUGAAGGAAACAUAUCUUGUGCAUCGGAGAGAGGUAGAAGCAGAACAGCAGCAGGAUCUGGGCAAAGUCUGUGGAGCUACGCCAUUCCAACACUGGCACUCCAGCAUCUGGGUCUCUUCCAUGCUAUGCUUGCGUUGGCGAGCCUUCAGCUUGCCAAGCUACGAGACAGCCCCCCGACAGCAGCACUGAAGCAUUACCAUCGCGCUAUUCGCCGUGUAGCCAAUAGUGUAAAGUCGCCUUCUAAGAGAACUCAGCCGGCAACUCUUGCCGCAACUCUCUUGCUCGGGUAUUUUGAGGUUUGGUCGUCUGAUCAUACGAAGUGGUGCAAUCACCUAUUUGGUGCCAGGAUUUUGUUCCGCGAGAUGUCUUUAGGGGACAUGACUCGAUUAUGCUUCCCUGUGAAGCGUAUGAGGCAAGGCCAAGAAGCCAAGGGAUAUCAACUGGGGCACAUAAGCUCCCAGUUUUCUGGCUCUCACCAGCCGUCAGUAACACCGCACGGUGGACUGAAUAAUCCGGAUUACGACUUUCUACGCGCUAUCACAGGAUUAGCCGUAACACCUGAAGAUUACGGCGAAGGAGAACGACAGCCUUCUGACCAAAGGAACGCUCCACCAACCGAUAAAGAGAUUGAGAAAUAUGACAUUAUUUGCGAUCUCUUUUGGUGGUACUGCAAAAUGGAUGUAUAUCAAAGCAUAUUAGGGGGUACUAAGCUCUUCAUGGAGUAUGAAUUCUGGACACAGAUUCCUCCAAGAGCCCCCUUUUCGACAUAUUCUGCGGCGUAUGGAACAUAUGAUCAUUUGAUCUUGUUGCUCGGGCGGCUUUCAGACUUCGUUUCGAAGGAUUUAUCUCGAAAACAAAAGGCCAUAGAGGCUCAAGGUGGCGGAGCAGGAACUGGAUCUCCAACUAUGUUUCCGGGCAUGUUUCCAACCUUUGGUAAAGUACAAGCGCCGAUGGGCUUCAGUCCUCCAAGAGACGACACGCCGCAGAGCGAUUCCCAAGACGAUAUUGAUCCCGAAGCAAUCUACGAAGCCGCUCUGCAGGAAUGGAAUAGCCUUUACCGCUCCUUUGAGGUUUUCAAGAGCCGUCUUGGACCCGAGUUUCAGCCCACAAAUGGUGGAUUUGGAGACCAAAAAGGAACAAAAACGCCCUUUGGCAACGCAAUUUACUUCAAAACGUACUCUAUUGCCGGCAUCUGGAUGAACUAUUACAUGGGAUUCAUCCAUCUGUAUCGAAGCCACCCAUCGAUGCCUCCAGUGGCCAUGAGGGCAGCGGGGCUAAUGGCACAGAAGACGGCGGGCUUUGCUCUAAAGAUUGGACGAAUUGCCUUUGGGCUUGCCGCGGAUUGUUCAGAGUAUGCAGAGAUAAACACCUAUCUUGGUGCUGCUCUUAUCGAGAGCUCCUUUUGUGUCUUUGUCGCAGGGAUACAAUAUAAAGAAACUGCACAGAGAGAAUGGGUUAUUCAGAGAAUGCAUGACAUUGCUCGUCUCACAGGAUGGCAGUCGGCCAUGCAAAUCGCUUGUGGAUGUGAAUCUGCAUGGAUCAAGGCAAGCACAAUGGGUGGGCCAGAAUAUUCCCGACCAACCAUUAUCAAUGAUUUUCCAUCUUCCAUAUGGAAGAACCCUCGCCGAAUUGAUAAGAAAAUCGACGAACUAGAAUCAAGCGAUGAACGGCGGUUAGUACUGGCCAAGGCUGAAAGAACACAUUACGCAAUCGGGAUACUAGCAAUCGAAACAGAACUCGCGAGACUCGAACUACGGGACGACUUAAACUGA